CUCGCCCGCAGGCUCUCGCUGCACGGUGCCGCCUGCCAGGUCGCCCAGGAGAUCGCGGAGAAGAUCCAGGAGCGGAACCGGUACCAAAGGAACGGGGAGAGUUCAGCCAAGCUCAACGUGGUUAUCAGAUCGUCGUUGCAGAAUCUCAGAGAGAAGAUCGAUCAGCUGAAGGACUUGCUGCUUCGGGCUGUAUCAACACACCAAAUCACACAGCUGGAGGGAGACAGGAGGCAGAAUUUGGUGGAUGACCUUCUCACACGACAGAAACAACUUCAGGCAUCGUAUAAGAAUGAAGGCACAGAACCAGACGUGAUAAGAUCUAGCCUGAUGACGGGAGGGGUCAAACGAGGUGUAACCAACCCCUGGCUCUUGGAAGAAUCUGAGGAAACCAGAGGACUUGGCUUUGACGAUCUCAGGCAGCAGCAACGAAGGAUCAUAGAAGAGCAAGAUGCUGGACUCGAUGCUCUGUCUUCAAUCAUAUCCCGGCAAAAGCAAAUGGGGCAGGAAAUUGGGAAUGAGCUGGAUGAACAGAAUGAGAUCAUCGACGACCUCACUAACCUGGUGGAAAACACAGACGACAAACUUCGCAACCAGACGCGGCAUGUGAAGAUGGUGGACAAGAAAUCAACGUCCUGUGGUAAGAUCCUCCUCCUCCUCCUCCUCACACCUGCUGUACUCACAACUUCAGUAUUUGGCUUGAAAUUGCUCAUGCUGAGAUGUUGA
This is a messenger RNA of Balearica regulorum gibbericeps (East African grey crowned-crane), 723 nucleotides long. The record is from RefSeq and is a predicted model, not a curated record. Lineage: Eukaryota; Metazoa; Chordata; Aves; Gruiformes; Gruidae.